Messenger RNA from Panicum virgatum (switchgrass), 702 nucleotides. RefSeq lists its product as uncharacterized. The coding region runs from base 1 to 702 and encodes 233 amino acids. The record is from RefSeq and is a predicted model, not a curated record. The transcript has a single exon. Lineage: Eukaryota; Viridiplantae; Streptophyta; Magnoliopsida; Poales; Poaceae.
AUGGACUAUGUAGUGUGCAAUCCUGCCACUGAGAAAUGGGUGGUCGUUCCCGACUCCGGCUGGUCUAGCAAGGCUACAUAUUACAAGGCGAGGAUCGCUCGACUGGGGUUCGACCCAGCCGUCUCCUCCCACUUCCAUGUGUUUGAGUUCAUACCAGAUGAUGUUUGGUAUAUGGACAACGAACAGAUGGAAAACAGUUUUGAUGGAAGGAUUGAGGCAGUGGCCAUUUACUCCUCCAAAGCUGGAGUUUGGAGUUUACACAAGGACUAUUCUGAAUGGGGUGGUCAUUUUGCAAUGCCCAGGGAUUCAAAAAGUGUAUUUUUCAAUGGGGUUCUGCAUCUGACUACUUUUUAUGGCAUGGUAGUACCCAUUGACGUGGAGGGAAAUAUUUUGAGAGGCAUCCCUAUUCCUUUGCCAGACUAUGAUGAAUAUAAUCCUGGUGGUGUUUACGUAUCUCAGGGUCAAUUGUAUUUUUCAUCUAUGUACAAAUCUGAUAAAUCUAAGGACUAUGAACUAUCAGUCUGGGUUCUGGUGGACUACAAUAGUGAAAAUUGGUCUUUGAAGCUCAGUGUCAACCCUCUGCAUCUGCUUGGAGCAUUUUACCAUUCCAAGUUUGGAUAUGAUUUCAGUGUUAUAUCAAUCCAUCCAGACCACGAUAUGAUUUUCAUGGUUUGUGGGACAGAAAACAGUAAUGUCUUAUGA